This is a messenger RNA of Brettanomyces bruxellensis, 453 nucleotides long. RefSeq lists its product as uncharacterized. Bases 1 to 453 code for a protein of 150 amino acids. The transcript has a single exon. NCBI's taxonomy places the organism in Eukaryota, Fungi, Ascomycota, Pichiomycetes, Pichiales, Pichiaceae. Gene Ontology annotation, molecular function: calcium ion binding. The record is from RefSeq and is a predicted model, not a curated record. Gene Ontology annotation, cellular component: myosin II complex.
AUGCAGAGUGAAAAACUUACAUCUCAACAGAUCGAAGAGUUCAAGGAAGCUUUCUCCAUUUUUGACAAAGAUGGUGAUGGAAAGAUUUCCGCUUCCGAACUUGGAACAGUCAUGAGAGCUUUGGGACAGAACCCUACACAACAAGAAUUAAAUGAUCUCGUGAACGAGAUCGACACAAAUGGCAACUCAACAAUCGAAUUCUCAGAGUUCCUAACGAUGAUGGCCAGACAAAUCAAAGAGCAGGAUGUUGAAGAGGAGAUUUUAGAAGCCUUCAAGGUGUUUGAUAGUGAUGGUGAUGGAAAAAUUUCACAAACUGAGUUGGUGAGAGUUCUUACUACAAUUGGUGAAAAACUCACAGAUGAGGAAGCCAAACAAAUGUUGCAGGCUGCGGACACAGAUGCUGAUGGUCAGAUCGACAUUGAGGAGUUUGCAAAGGUGUUGCGUGGAAAAUGA